Prunus armeniaca (apricot) is the source of this 1521-nucleotide messenger RNA. The record is from the annotation of a GenBank genome assembly. NCBI's taxonomy places the organism in Eukaryota, Viridiplantae, Streptophyta, Magnoliopsida, Rosales, Rosaceae.
AUGUCGUCUGUCAGAGCCGCAGAGAGAGAAAUGCAUCGAGGAGAGGACGAAGACGACGAACGACGUCGUCAGAGGAAGCUAGAAGAAGCCCUCGAAGUCAAAUCGCUCAGGCGCAUCAUCAGCGCCUACCUCAACUACCCGGAGGCAGCAGAAGAGGACGUGAGAAGAUAUGAAAGAUCUUUUAAAAUGCUUCCACCUUCCCAUAAGGCUCUACUGUCCCACUACCCUUUAAAGUUUCAAAGACUAAGACGCUUAGGGGCUUUCUGUGCAUUUCAGGUAAAUUCAUAUUUCAUUUUUAUCAUGCUUCAGGCAUUUGAACCCCCGCUUGAUUUGAGCCAGGACACAGAUGUCCGUGAUGGCCCACAUCUUGAACGCGUCUCAUAUAACCACGAUGUUUCUGGAGUAAAAAGUGUUCGCUCUUCUCAGUCUAACUCCACAAGUGAAAGAAUGCAUAUCUCCAACUCAGAUCAGGCCUGUUGUGGGGAAGGGAGCAGUGCAGUCUGCAGUUCACCAAUAGGGGUGACUACCAAAAAGGAGGUAAACAAUGAAGGUCAUUGUGAUUCCAUCACUGAGCGACACGCUUCAGGCAGGGAAUAUAACAGAGAGAUGCAUAACUGUGAUGGGAAUGAUGCCAUUGAUUCCAAUGGAGAUGUGUCCUCACCAACUCGUACGUGGUUGGAUCCAUCAUUACAGUUACAUGUUCCGUUAGUUGAUGUUGAUAAGGUUCGUUGUAUUGUACGAAACAUAGUUAGAGACUGGGCGGCAGAGGGACAGAAAGAACGUGACCAGUGCUACAAGCCUAUACUUGAAGAACUUGAUUCACUAUUUGCUGAUCGCUCUAAGGAAAGUCCUCCUGCCUGUUUAGUUCCUGGUGCUGGACUUGGGCGACUGGCUUUGGAAAUUUCAUGUCUAGGUUUCAUAAGCCAGGGAAAUGAAUUUUCAUACUACAUGAUGAUAUGUUCAAGUUUUAUUCUCAAUCAUUCUCGAACUGCUGGGGAGUGGACAAUAUACCCUUGGAUCCACAGCAAUUGCAAUUCACUUUCAGAUAGUGACCAACUUCGUCCCGUUUCAGUACCAGAUAUUCAUCCAGCAAGUGCAGGGAUUACCGAAGGCUUUUCUAUGUGUGGUGGUGACUUUGUUGAGGUUUAUAAUGAUCAAAACCAAGUAGGUGUUUGGGAUGCAGUUGUGACCUGCUUCUUUAUUGACACGGCGCACAACAUUGUCGAAUACAUUGAAAUCAUAUCAAGAAUCUUGAAAGAUGGUGGAGUUUGGAUAAAUAUGGGCCCACUACUAUAUCACUUUGCUGAGAUGUAUGGGCAAGAUGAUGAAAUGUCCAUUGAACUGAGUUUGGAGGAUGUGAAGAGGGUUGCUUUGCACUAUGGAUUCCAUUUUGAGAAGGAAAAGACCAUUGAGACAACCUACACUACAAAUCCUAAGUCAAUGAUGCAAAACCGAUACAAUGCUGCAUUUUGGACAAUGAGAAAGAGAUCAGCAAUAGCAACGGAGCAAGCCACUCCUUAG